AUGCCAUUAGCCAAAAUCGCUUCACGACCAUUCUGUAGCUACGUUGCAUUAGUACACUUUACAGAUGUGGUAAAUACGACAACAUGGAAAUAUUCGUAUGGUGGUAAUAUUGGUAAAUACACCCACUGGGUUAAAAAUGGUGGUAAACACAGACAAGGCAAGAGAAGUUGCGUCUACAUGUCCACAUCUGAUAAAUUGGGGUAUUGGAGAACAACCAGCAACUGUAACCUUCCAAAAUCUUCUAUCUGUCAAAUAGAUAGCAAUACUCCUGUUAAACAAGUUACCCAGCCGUCUUAUGUGUUUAAAUGUGAUAGAAAGUGGAAGGUACAGGGUAAUAGGUGUUAUUAUUUCUACAAGGAUGGCAACAAGAAUUUCUACGACGCCCAAUAUUGGUGUCAGGGUAAGGGUGGUGACAUGGCAGUAAUACCAGACCAGGAUACUCAGGAUUUCAUUACAGAUAAUAUAAACCAAAACGGGAAAUACUGGAUCGGUUUGAUAGACAUGGAUACAGAGAACGCGUUCACGUGGAUUGAUACUGAAACAGACUAUAACUAUACCAACUGGAUACAAGGACAACCUGACAACUUUAACGGACAAGAGAACUGUGUUUCAGUCAUUGGUAAAAGUAACAAUGAAGGCAAAUGGAAUGAUGAUCAAUGCAAUAAAAAAUUAUAUUUUAUUUGUCAAAAAAACGCCGCCUACGUUCAGAACAUUGUUAAAACAACCACACCAAAACCUAUUAGUGUAAAAUGUGGACCGUUCUGGGAAGAAGAUCCCCAUUCUGAUUUCUGCUACCAGUUUUGGGAUAAAGAUCGGAUCUGGAACGAUGCUAGAGCUAUGUGUGGAAGUAAUGGUGGUGAUUUAUUAAGUAUUACAUCAUCAGUUGAACAGGCAUAUGUUACAGGAAGAAUAAAGGGUAUGACAUCAGAAGUUCUGUGGAUAGGAGCCAAUGAUUUGAAAAGAGAGAAGGGUUUUCAGUGGACGGAUAGGUCACCUUUUCCUUAUAUGAAUUGGCUCCCAGGUGAACCCAAUAACAACAAAAAUUCUGAAGACUGUGUAUCCAUGUUUACCAGUAGUGGAAUGUGGAACGAUUGGAAAUGUACCAACAGAGCUGGAUUUGUGUGUAAAAAAUUGGGUAAAACAACAGCGACACCAUCUCAACCCACAACGCCACCUGCAUCAACACCAGAAGGAAGCGUAUGGGGAUGUCCCAGAUUAUGGAGAGCGUUCAGAGGAUCUUGUUAUUUGUACGUACCCGAGAAGUUAACCCAAGGGGAUGCCGAGUCAAACUGUCGUGUCCAAUCUGGAAAUCUGGCCAGUAUUGCUGGACCUGCUGAAAAUAAAUUUCUUCUAUCAAUGCUUCCAAAUGCCGGUAGACAUAAAGACAACAGGGUUUGGUUGGGGUUCAAUGAUAUCCAAUCAGAGAGCGAGUUUGUCUGGUCAGACGGCGAGAGAGUGACGUACACCAACUGGGCAGAUGGCGACCCUAAUAAUUAUAAGGGCGACCAAGAUUGCGUGUCCUUUUUAUCUUAUCAUGGUGGAUGGAUAGAUGAAAAUUGUGGUGCUGCAAGAUCAUCAGUUUGUAGAAAAGCUAGACAAAUUAUUUCGGGUAAAAUCUAUACAACGGGCUGUGAAAAGUAUCCAGGAAGUUUAGGAUACCGUGGUAGAUGUUACCAGUUCAACACAUCCCCUGAUAGAUCUUGGAUGUCUUCUGAAAAGUACUGUAAAAAAAAUGGCGGACAUUUGGCGACUAUUUAUGACAAUCAUGUGCAGGCGUUUCUAGCCGCUGAGAUAUCCUUAAGGGGAGAUGAUUUCUGGAUUGGUCUAUCAGACUAUUUGACCCCAGGGCGGUACAGUUGGUCAACUGGUAUGGUGUUUGAUUAUACCAACUGGAGCGAGAAACAUACAGGCAAUGAAAAAAAGACGUGUGUCGCUAUGCAAGCUGUCAGACCCAUUGGUUUAUGGAGGAAUGGAAAUUGUACAGACAGUCAUUCGUCAAUCUGUGAACUACCUCGACAAGGUUCCUUCACUAACCCUGUUAUAACACAAACUACAGCUAGUUCCCUCCCUUGUCCCACUGCCUGGAAAAGCUACCAAGGGUAUUGUUACAAGGCAUUUACAUCACAGAAGUCAAAUCAACAAUCGUGGACUGAAGCUUUAACAAGUUGUCAAAGUCUUGGUGGUGAUUUAGCAUCUAUACAUAAGGCUGAACAAGAAUCGUUUUUUCAAGAAUUCCUGCUCCAGAAUCAAACGGGUUAUUUCUGGAUUGGACUCAAUGACCGAGCCACAGAAAGAAGCCAUUCUUGGAGCGAUGGUUCGCCAUUUGAUUAUGCUAACUGGGCAGACAAAGAACCUAAUGAUUGGAACCAUCAGGAAGAUUGUGUUCAAUAUUCUGUUCAAGCCAACAAAUGGAUGGAUGAUAACUGUUACUUAGGUCACAAUUUCAUUUGUCAAUUACAGAAAGGUUUAACUCCACCAACCACUAAUGUACCACCUACUGCUGUUACAUCUGUAGAACAAUGUGGAAACUCGUCCUGGUUGUUUUAUGAUAACUACUGUUAUUACCUCAGUCCAGAACAAGGUUCAGAUGCCAAGAAAAAUUUCUACGAUGCUGAACGAUUCUGCAACUCCCAAGGAGCUCAUCUGUCCAGUGUUCAUUCUGCUGAAGAAAACGGCUUCCUUACAACUUUGAUGAGUAAACACCAUACAACAAUGUUUUAUAUUGGCUUGAACGAUCUAGAUCUCGGCCCGUAUAAAUGGACGGAUGGUUCUACUGUACGCUAUUUAGCUUGGGGACCAAGUCAACCUAAUGAUGACAAUGGCGGGGAACGCUGCGUUCAGAUAUAUUCUAAUAGAGGAGUGUGGGUCGAUAUACCAUGUGGUAUGGUCAAUGGGUUUGUCUGUAAGAAAUCCACAGCAUUUAGUAAAAUCAUCACACCACCAUCUAUGGUUGUACAACAGGGAGGAUGUCCAUCUAAAUUUACAGCAGCCCAGGGAUCUAGUAAAUGUUUCUAUGUGGGAGGAGCUUUAUCCAACUCUCCAGAGCACAAGAUGAAUUUCACUGAUGCUCUGUCAAGUUGUAGUGCAUUGGGGCCUGGUAUUGAAAUAGCAAGCAUUAAUUCUUAUAUUGAACAAUUGACAGUUACUAUGAUGAUUAAGAAUGCUGUCACCGGGAUCUGGAUUGGUUUAAAUGAUAGAAGAAGAAAUGGAUUGUUCGUGUGGCAUGACAACACGGAAGUUGCUUUUACCAACUGGGGACGGAAGGAACCAAAUGAGAAUCUCAAAGACAAAACAGAUCAACAAGAUUGUGUAAUGGUGAUACCACGUGGAAGACGAUCUGGUGGAUAUUGGGUGGAUGCCGCCUGUUCGAUGAAAAGAGGUUUCCUGUGUCAAACAAAACGAAAUCCUGUUUUAGCUAAUCCUAUCCCAUCAAAACUCGGGUGUACAGUGACCGGAUAUCAGCGAUAUGACAGAAGUUGUUACAGUCUGAAAACAGAUAAGAAGAAUUGGCAGGAUGCGCAGACUCAGUGCCAGCAAGAUGGCGGUAACCUGGCAUCUAUAUGGGAUAUAUAUGAGCAGGCCUUUGUAUCGCUGCUAUCUAAAUCCAUGAAGGCAUAUAGUUGGAUUGGACUCAACGACCAAGUUAGCUCUGGAGACUAUCACUGGAAUGAUAAUUCACCUGUAACCUUCACUAACUGGGCAUACAACGAACCAUCAAAACGUGACGGAGAGGGAUGCGUGGCUAUGAAACUUAACGAUAAAUUUGAUGAUGUCUUUUGUAAUUCAUCUUUUCCUUACAUCUGUAAAAUAGUCGUUGAGGCAGCUAAACCCACAACAAAACCGGUCCAAGCAGCUUGUGGAAGUAUAUGGAUCCCAUAUAAAGAUCGAUGUUUUAAAGAUUUUUCCAAUCGAAAUAUGAGCUGGGCUGACGCCAACACCAGGUGUAAACGUAUGAGAGGAGAUUUAAUCAGUAUUCACGAUGAAGCAGAAGACUCCUUCGUCAAGACUUUGAUAAAGUAUCCUGAUAGAGACAUUUGGUUAGGACUCAUCCGUGCCGAAAACGGUGGCUACCAAAACAGCGACAACACGCCUCUAAACUAUGUCAACUGGGACGACGGGGAACCGUCUGAUGCCAAUAACACCAUGCAUCAAGACUGCGUGGCCAGAGUUACAGAGACUGGAAAAUGGGACGAUCUGACUUGCAACUUUAAAAAGGGGUUUAUUUGUGUCAAAGUCAUGGCAACAAGUAAAGUAAAACAAUCAUUGUAUCCGGUAACAGUAAAACAGAUAACCAAUAGACCGAUAACUGCUGGUCCAGUUCUUACAAACAAAGCUCUAAACCCAUUUACUAACAGACCUGGUGAAAAUAUGAACCCAGCAACGUUACAUAAUCGGUUCUUUACGGUCGAUACUGGCACCCGUUCUCCGUUCACAGAUAAUACCGGAAAUGGAAUCACGGCAGCUCCUCAAAAGCAACCGAGAAAAGGAAGCUCUUCCGGUUUAUCAGAUGGUGGUGUUGUAGGAAUUGUUUUUGCCGUGUUAUUUUCACUGAUUGUGUCCUUUGUAUUGUUAUAUUAUCUAUCUAAAAAGUACCAGUGGACCUUCAACUCGAUCAGACACGCAAAAGGUUUUGAUAAUGCUUUGUAUAACAUCAACGAGGACACAGUUACUGUAACCAGUGAUGCACAAAGCUAA
Messenger RNA from Lottia gigantea (owl limpet), 4695 nucleotides. RefSeq lists its product as hypothetical. The coding region runs from base 1 to 4695 and encodes 1564 amino acids. The record is from RefSeq and is a predicted model, not a curated record. NCBI's taxonomy places the organism in Eukaryota, Metazoa, Mollusca, Gastropoda, Lottiidae. The transcript has 33 exons. Gene Ontology annotation, molecular function: signaling receptor activity.